This is a messenger RNA of Verticillium nonalfalfae, 258 nucleotides long. RefSeq lists its product as uncharacterized. The record is from RefSeq and is a predicted model, not a curated record. NCBI's taxonomy places the organism in Eukaryota, Fungi, Ascomycota, Sordariomycetes, Glomerellales, Plectosphaerellaceae. The transcript is spliced from 2 exons. Bases 1 to 258 code for a protein of 85 amino acids.
AUGUCUGCCUUCGUCGCCCGCUCUGCCCUCCGCGCCACCCAGCGCAGGCAGUUCUCCCUCCUCACCAACAUGCGCAACAUGGCCCGCACCUUUGAGCCUCAUCCCUUCCAGAGGAUGACGACCGCUCAAGCGGCGAAGCCCGACUACGCCAAGAUGUUCAAGAACCGCGUCUUCAACGCCACCAUCUAUGUCCCCAUGAUGUGCGCCAUGCUCGGCUGGCCCUACGCUGCCGCCGUGGUCGUGGACGGCCGCGUCUGA